Molecule: messenger RNA, 939 nt
Organism: Phyllostomus hastatus (greater spear-nosed bat)
Lineage: Eukaryota; Metazoa; Chordata; Mammalia; Chiroptera; Phyllostomidae
Product: olfactory receptor 6C3
Exons: 1
Coding region: 1-939 (312 amino acids)
Biological process (GO): G protein-coupled receptor signaling pathway
Cellular component (GO): membrane
Molecular function (GO): G protein-coupled receptor activity; olfactory receptor activity
Source: RefSeq, a predicted model, not a curated record
AUGAGAAACCACACAGUACCCACAGAAUUCAUUCUUCUAGGACUAUCAGACGAUCCAGAGCUUCAGACUGUGAUUUUUCUCUUUUUAAUCAUCACAUAUAUAUUAAGUGUCUCUGGAAAUUUGGCCAUCAUCACUCUCACCUUGGUGAAUUCUCAUCUAUGGACCCCUAUGUAUUUCUUCCUCAGGAACUUCUCUGUAUUAGAAAUAUCCUUUACAACCGUCUGUAUUCCCAGAUUUUUGGGCACAAUUAUCACCAGAGACAAAACGAUUUCAUACAAUAAUUGCAUAAUUCAAUUGUUUUUCUUCAUCUUCAUGGGUGUAACUGAAUUUUAUCUUCUAACUGCCAUGUCCUAUGACCGCUAUGUGGCCAUCUGCAAACCUCUGCACUACACUGUCAUCAUGAACAACAGAGUCUGCAUAUCGCUUGUCCUCUGUGCUUGGCUGGCAGGAUUCUUAAGUAUCUUCCCACCAGUUGUUCUUUUUCUCCAAUUAGAUUACUGUGGCUCCAAUGUCAUUGAUCAUUUUGCCUGUGACUAUUUCCCCCUCUUGCAAUUAUCCUGCUCAGACACCUGGCUCCUGGAAGUGAUUGGUUUUUACUCUGCAAUAGUGAUUCUGCUGUCCACCUUGGCAUUAAUAAUUCUAUCCUACAUGCUCAUCAUUAGGACAAUUCUAAAACUGCCUUCUGCCAGCCAGAGAAAAAAGGCAUUUUCUACAUGCUCCUCUCACAUGAUUGUUAUUUCCAUCUCUUAUGGAAGCUGCAUAUUCAUGUAUGCCAACCCUUCAGCAAAAGAAAAGGCAUCUUUGACCAAAGGAGUAGCUAUUCUGAACACUUCUGUUGCUCCUAUGAUGAAUCCAUUUAUAUAUACCUUGAGGAACCAGCAAGUGAAGCAAGCCUUUAAGGAAGCUUUUCAAAAGGUUAUUUUUUUCUCUGGUAAAUGA